UCUACGCUAGCCGGCUACUGCUCACUUUCCCCACGCUGCGCGCAGUGACUGAUUCAUGCACGCGCCGUUUGCUGUGUCUAGCGGGAGUGUUGGCUUUUUAAGAGGGCGCGGUUUCUUCCCCAGUGAAACAUACCUCCUGGGCUGGGGCUAAACCGGGCAAAGCCGCGUUGUUGUGUACUGAAGGUGGUCAUUUAUUGGCUCAGCGAAUAUAUAUAUAUAUCGCAGUUCUAAAGGUACAGCGCUUUAGCGUGAGGUACAACGUUAUUGUGUGUAAAUGGUUUGGCUUCAUAGUGUGUUGUAAGUGAUCUGUGUUAAAAAUUGUGUUCGGAGAUUUCUCAACUUGUGGCCUCAGUAUCAAAACCUGAAAAACCCCAAAAACCAAAACAAAAGAAAAACACUUCAGAAUUGACAAAAGUGCCUUGAUCCUCAUGUGUGUGCAAGAGUAGGAUAACUGCAACUCGUGACUGGACGCCGACCGGACUGCUUGUACAUUCCAGACACUGUUUGAACUCGUUUCCAAUCCAACACAUCUCUUGGAGCACUGCAUCCUCCUUUGGCCAUCUACCUCAGUCACAAGCAGCAGCUUCGUAGACGUGAGAUCAGCAGCUUCCAGUUCCAGUCUCUUUCACCCGGUGGGGCUGGGAAUACAUCUGUCUGUAACGAGUGAAAAGAGCCCCACUGCUUGGUGGGAACGCCCACUUUGUGUGACAUCAUGAGUACAAAGCCCCAGCUUGAGCCUCACGCCCAGACGCUGGUGACGGCCCUGCAAAGUCAGUGUCUCCAGCGCGGAUGUGGCGCCCUCAAGCAGCUCUCCUGUGUCUUCCGGCGAAUGGACAUCGAUUACUCCAAACGUAUCUGCUUUCAGGAACUGACGCAGGGCGUUCAAGACUUUAACCUUGACCUUUCCAACGAAGAUUUGACCACACUGUUCAGGGCCCUCGACCGGGACCGGAAUGGACACAUAGAUUUCAAAGAGUUUAUGGACUUGUUGACCCCUCCCAUGGGGAAAAUCAGGAUCAAGGUCGUCAACGAAGCUUUUGACAAGAUGGACGUCAAUGGAGACGGUGUUCUGAAACUGGACGACUUGCAAGUCGUGUACGCUGCCAACGCCAGAAGACAUCCCAAAUAUCUCUCUGGUGAGUGGACGGAAGACGAGACAUUACGUCACUUCCUGGACAGCUUGGACACACCCGGAAGUCCGGAUGGGAAGGUCACAAGACAGGAAUUCCUGAACUACUACGCCGGAGUGAGCGCGACUGUUGACGAUGAUUGCUACUUCGACUUGAUGAUGCGCUCUGUGUACGGCCUUCCAGCACAUCGCAACACCUGAUUGGACGUUGGGACCCUCUAGCCUUGAUGGCGCGCGCCGGCUUUCCACUGUUUUGUGUGGGGGUGUAGUGGAGCAUUUGUGGUGUUUCUGGUUGUGGUAGCAGCAGGGCAUGUGGCUGAGUGUUAAGUGAGUGUGGUUAAAGCCAGGAAUAUUUCGUUGAUGUCCGACUCGAACUGCGCACCUGCCAAAUUACGUCAAACACUUUUACCUUUUAUUUAUAUUAAUUUUAUUUCAUUUUAUCUGGGGGAGGGGCUAGAAUUAUGUUAUUCAUAAACGUAAUUACAAAUAAUGUUACCAUAAUAAAAAUAACACCAUACACAAUAUUCUGAGAAAUUCUUGUAGAUAAUUAUACAGAUAACGGGAUUACGCUGCGAAUGCUGGGCAAUUAUAAAAGACAAUUACAGUAAGAUAGAACAAACAGAGAUGUGGUUUCUUAGGAGACUUCUGAGAAUUUCUUGUUGGAAAUAAAAGGAAUCAAAUGAGGAAGCACAUGACGUAGUCAACGUGGGCCGCUCGCUGAAAAAAACAGUAAGGAAGCGACGACUCAUUUGAACAGAGAAAGAUAAGACUAACAUUACUUAAACGCAAUUCCACAUCAUCACUCACCACCACCAUUAUUUCUAAAAUGAUCAUAGCUCUCAGAUCCUUCACUUACAUCUAAAGUACUUGAAGAUCUACCUGUAACAGUUACAUGUCAUUCUAAGUAUGUACGUCAUACACUAUUGGACACUAUCAUACGCACUUUUCCUACUAAUCAGAUGGCGUCAAUCUCAUGUAAAUGGGCAAGGGAUAAAAGAAAGGAAGCGGCGAAUGCAGUUUCUGAGGCACUUUAAUAGACGUAAGGGCCUUAAACUUCUAGUUCUCAUUUGUAGAAUUGAAGACAACCGAGGCAGGGGUAGAUUUAAAGCAACUUAUUUGAAGAACCUUCAAAGAUGGAUGACGGGGAAAGAUUAAAAUAAUAAUAAUAAUAAUAUAGCUUUAAAAAAAGAGCUUCCACGUAGAGAAAUGAUUGGUGAACCAAGAUCGUCGAUGGUGUUGCUGAACUUGCAUUUGAUGAUGACGAAUUAUGAAGAAAUCACCUUUCCACUUUUAUGAAAAUCAAUGUUCAUACACAUAUAAUUAUUAGUUCAGAUUCGGACAUCGACGAUUUGUUCUCCUAAUAAACGUCUUCAUUUCUUAGAAGACGCACUGUUCCCAUCUCUUCUGCCCUGCCUUUAGGCAUUUCCAUCGUAGAACGUGAGUGGUGUGUGGGACAUAUGAUAGUAGUUAUUUCUCUGCAUAACUGUUGUGGUACCAUGUUGUGACCCAUUUAUUUUAUGUAUCCUGUAUAAUGAACAAUGUAUCAUCGAAAUCUUACAUAAUUCCAAGUUUUGCUUUUGAGAACAAACAAACUAACCAACAAACCAACCAACAAACAAACAAAGAAAUAAA
This is a messenger RNA of Aplysia californica (California sea hare), 2761 nucleotides long. Its product is annotated as calcyphosin-like protein. Gene Ontology annotation, molecular function: calcium ion binding. The record is from RefSeq and is a predicted model, not a curated record. NCBI's taxonomy places the organism in Eukaryota, Metazoa, Mollusca, Gastropoda, Aplysiida, Aplysiidae. The transcript has 5 exons. The coding region runs from base 713 to 1330 and encodes 205 amino acids.